UAAUUAUGGCGCAUGUUGGAAGGCGUGGGAGGGUCGAUACAAUAAUAGACGUCGCAAAUCCGAUAAAUUUCACGGGUGGGCUCGAGUUCUCAAGUCUAACCUACACCGUCACAAAGAAGAAGAAAGUUGAUGGAAAUUGGGUUAAGCAAGAGGUCGACUUGUUGCACAACAUAACUGGUUAUGCACCAAAAGGCUCCAUAACGGCUGUUAUGGGACCGAGUGGUGCAGGAAAGUCGACUUUUCUUGAUGGUUUAGCUGGAAGAAUCGCUAGCGAAAGCCUCAAGGGGAGAGUAUCUCUAGACGGUUUGGAUGUCACCCCUAGCUUGAUCAAAAGGACUUCCGCUUAUAUAAUGCAAGAGGAUAGGCUCUUUCCCAUGUUAACCGUCUAUGAAACACUCAUCUUCGCAGCCGAUUUUCGGCUAGGUUCGUUUUCUAUGUCCGAGAAACAACUUCGGGUCGAGAAGCUCAUUGAGCAGCUUGGAUUAUCGUCGUCGAGGAACACAUACAUAGGAAACGAAGAGACAAGAGGGAUAUCGGGAGGUGAGCGACGUAGGGUCACAAUCGGAGUUGAUAUCAUCCACGGCCCGUCAUUGUUAUUCCUAGACGAGCCGACAUCAGGGCUAGACUCUACGAGUGCCCACAGCGUGAUCGAGAAGGUUCAAGACAUCGCUCGAUUAGGUAGCACGGUGGUGCUCACCAUCCACCAACCCUCCUCAAGAAUUCAACUACUUCUCGACCAUCUCAUCAUCUUAGCACGAGGACAACUCAUGUAUCAAGGAUCCCCCAAAGAUGUCAUUCUCCAUUUAGGUCGAAUGGGACGAAAAGUCCCCAAAGGAGAAAACUCCAUAGAAUUCUUGAUCGACGUGAUUCAAGAGUACGAUCAAUCGGACGUUGGCGUUGAGGUACUCGCCGAGUUUGUUCGCACCGGGAUGAAGCCUCCGCCACUCGACGACGACGAGAUGUCGGUUUUGACCGCCGUCCCGUCCCCACGUCCCGGGGAUUGGGGACGACGCCAUCGGUCGGAGGACGCUGAUAGAGAUUUCGACAGAAGUUUGAGGAGUAGUCAUGGGAACACAUCGAUGUCUUGGACCCCACGGUUCACUCCUUCCCGUAAAAAAACAGAGCAAGCCCGAAUUGGAUUGUCUCCAAUGUAUAGCUACUCCAAGGAUAUACUAUCAAGCACUCCAACUCCUCAUAGUAGCGACUACAUUGUCAACGAAAACGACUAUCGAACUCCGAGCAACGCCGCCUCCGGCGGCAGCCACCUCGGCCCCAAGUUUGCCAAUUCCUUCUUUAGCGAAACAUGGAUCCUCACUAAGAGGAACUUCAUAAACAUAAGACGCACGCCUGAGCUCUUCUUAUCUCGACUAAUGGUUCUAACCGUAAUGGGCUUCAUGAUGGCCACCAUGUUCUUCCAUCCAAAGAAGAACAUGCAAGGCCUCACCAACCGUCUAAGUUUCUUCAUCUUCACAGUCUGUCUCUUCUUCUUCUCAUCAAAUGACGCCGUUCCCGCAUUCAUCCAAGAACGCUUCAUCUUCAUUCGCGAGACAUCUCACAACGCUUACCGAGCCUCUUCGUACACAAUCUCGGGUCUCAUCACAUACCUUCCGUUUCUAGCUAUUCAAGCAGGAGUCUACGCAGCCAUAGUUUGGUUCCCCUUAAAGCUACGCGGUUCGUUCUUAUACUUCUUCGUGAUGCUUUUCGUGUCGCUUUUGACGACGAAUUCUUUCGUGGUGUUCGUGAGUUGCGUAGUGCCGAAUUUCAUUCUAGGGUAUGCGGCGGUGAUAGCGUUCACGGCGUUGUUCUUUCUUUUUUGUGGGUACUUUGUGAGUAGUUAUGAAAUGCCGGUUUAUUGGAAAUGGAUGAAUAAGAUAUCGACGAUGACAUAUCCUUAUGAAGGUUUGUUGAUGAAUGAGUUUCAAACGGAUAAAAGCUUUGGGAAUAAUGUGGGAAUUGAGGUUAGUGGGUUCGACGUGUUGGAGCAGUUGUUAAGGAUUGAUCAUAAGGAUGAGAAGAAGAUGUGGGAAAGGGUGUUGAUCAUGUUGGGAUGGGCUGUUCUUUAUAGGAUUUUGUUUUAUCUUGUACUACGUUUUGCGUCCAAGAAUCAAAGGACUUGAACAAAUAAUGUUUAACUUGGUGUUAAUUUGGUUUGGUUGUAAUCCUAUAAAUUAAGCCAUAAUUUAUUCAUAUGUUUCUUUUUU
Impatiens glandulifera is the source of this 2201-nucleotide messenger RNA. Its product is annotated as ABC transporter G family member STR2-like. Gene Ontology annotation, molecular function: ATP binding; ATP hydrolysis activity; ABC-type transporter activity. NCBI's taxonomy places the organism in Eukaryota, Viridiplantae, Streptophyta, Magnoliopsida, Ericales, Balsaminaceae. The transcript is spliced from 3 exons. The coding region runs from base 6 to 2117 and encodes 703 amino acids. The record is from RefSeq and is a predicted model, not a curated record. Gene Ontology annotation, cellular component: membrane.